GCGAGCUUGACAGACAGACAGAGAGGCGGAUGCAGCCUACCCCUUGGGCAGGGAGCUGCGGUCUGAGGCCCCUGCCCAGCUGGAAACCACAGGGAGGGGAAGGGAGGGGAGGGGAGAAGAGGAGAAGAGAGGAGAGGAGCCGUCAUGGGGCCUUGGAGUCGAGUCAGGGUUGCCAAAUGCCAGAUGCUGGUCACCUGCUUCUUUAUCUUGGUAACAGGCAGCUGCUGGGCCUCUCUGUGGCCACCAUGGUGACUCUCACCUACUUCGGGGCCCACUUUGCUGUCAUCCGCCGAGCGUCCCUGGAGAAGAACCCGUACCAGGCUGUGCACCAAUGGGCCUUCUCUGCGGGGUUGAGCCUGGUGGGCCUCCUGACUCUGGGAGCCAUGCUGAGCGCUGCAGCCACCGUGAGGGAGGCCCAGGGCCUCAUGGCGGGGGGUUUCCUGUGCUUCUCCCUGGCGUUCUGUGCACAGGUGCAGGUGGUGUUCUGGAGACUCCACAGUCCCACCCAGGUGGAGGAUGCCAUGCUGGACACCUAUGACCUGGUAUAUGAGCAGGCGAUGAAAGGCACGUCCCACGUCCAACGGCAGGAGCUGGCGGCCAUCCAGGACAUGUUUCUGUGCUGUGGGAAGAGGUCUCCUUUCAGCCGUCUGGGGAGCACAGAGGCUGACCUGUGCCAGGGACAGGAGGCGGCACGAAAGGACUGCCUUCAGGGCAUCCGGAGCUUCCUGAGGAUACACCAGCAGGUCGCCUCCAGCCUGACCAGCAUCGGCCUGGCCCUCACGGUACCCCCUCGCCUUCCCUCACUGCCCCUUCCCACCUCCUGCCCCUCAGCCUGCCCUGCCCCCGACUCAGAUGGAAUGGUGACCCGGGACAGGAUCUCCGGUCUUGGGCCUCACUGGCUGCCAACCUCAGGGAGCUGGUCCACUGUGACAGUGUUUGCCUCCUACAGCUGGGCCGCCCCCUCACACUGCAGAGUCCUGAUGCUUUCUGGGGAGGGGCGCCCCCAGCCUGGAGCAGUGGGGCAGCCGCGGGUGUCUCCCUCCCAGGUGUCCGCCUUGCUCCUCAGCUCCUUCCUGUGGUUUGCCAUCCGCUCUGGCUGCAGCUUGGACCGCAAGGGCAAAUACACCCUGGCCCCACGAGCAUGUGGCCGCCAGCCCCAGGAGCCCAGCCUCUUCAGACGCUCCCAGGGUGGACCCACACAUUGUCUCCGCUCUGAAGCAGAUGCUAUUGGUCCAAGAAGAUACUCGGGUAGUCUUCGGUGGCUGCAGGACAACGAUGCUGCGCCUGGGCCCCUCUCCCGCCACCUGCCUGCCCACAGAGGUGAAGACACCCCUGCUGUCAGCCCUCAUGGGAUCCCUGAGGGGAGGGUCCGAGCUGUGAGGAGGGGAGGGAGUGAAGGCCCAGCCAGAGAGCCAGGCUCCAUUGGGAACAGAUGCAAGGGUAAGGGGUAGCUCACCAAAUCCCUCCAUGGGAACGGGCCGAGUGUAAGCACAAAGGAAGCCACGCUGGAGGCAGCAGGCCAGGGCUGACUUGCAGACACCGGUGGUCCACACCCUGGAGGGCUCCACCCAGACACAAGCUGCACUGGUUUUUUAUGCUGCGUAAGAAGCAGCACAGAUGUAAGGACUGCAAGGAGCGACCAUUUAUGAUCUCGCAGCUCUCCAGGGCAGAAGUCCCAGUGGGCUCAGCGGGUGCCCUUUGAGGGGUCUCUCGGGCUGAAGUCAGGCCUUGGUGGGCUGCACUCUCAUCUGGAGGCUCCAGGGAAGCGUCUGCCUCCAGGACCAUUCAGGCUGUUGACAACUCAGCUCCUCAUGGCUGUAGGACUGAGGUUCCCACGUCCUUGUCCCUGCUCCCGCGGCCCCUCCACCUUCACACCAACAAGGGUGCAUUGAGCAAAUUGUGGUCAAAUAUACAUCACAUAAAAUUGACCAUCUUAACCAUU
This is a messenger RNA of Rhinopithecus roxellana (golden snub-nosed monkey), 1942 nucleotides long. RefSeq names its product tetraspanin 32 (gene TSPAN32). The coding region runs from base 30 to 1451 and encodes 473 amino acids. NCBI's taxonomy places the organism in Eukaryota, Metazoa, Chordata, Mammalia, Primates, Cercopithecidae. The record is from RefSeq and is a predicted model, not a curated record. Gene Ontology annotation, cellular component: membrane. The transcript has 8 exons.